AUGUACGUGUACAUGUGCAAGUAUAAAUUCAGGGGGCGUAUUUAUAAUCUCAAAUUCUUAAAUAUAUUCUUUUACUUCCGUUUCGAAUUAAGUCAAAAGUUCAUUUUUUCAAGUUAUAAAUAUUGCAUAAUUAUAACAGUAAAGUCUCCCCUUCUUUACCCAGGUUCACUUUAAAAUACGAAAUAUGGAGGAACAACAGGAAAACGAUGCGAUGCAACUAGCUCUACAAAAUCCGAUCAUUCUUCAAAAAAUAUUUCAAAACAAGUCUCUUUCUGCAACAACGUUACGACUCGUGUGUCACUUCUGGAAUGACAUCACGGUCUCCCUUCCCCGACCCAAGUUGACCCUUCUACUCACCCAGGAUCAGCCGUACUGCUGUCAGUCCACCCCCCUUCAAUUAUUCUGUACCAAAAUGGAACCCAGACUGUCCAGGUGGAUAAAGCAGCGCGGAUUUUCAUCCUAUUGCAAGCACCCACAUGAUCAAAGAAUUUCUUCCAUUGAAUCCAAACUGCUCCACGUUUCGUGUCAAUUCAGCCUCAUAAUGGAACGCUUAUCAAUAACCAUCGACUCUUCAGACUUGAUUCCAACAUUGUACGAAAUACUGCAAAACUGCUGCCCAAACUUGAAAAUUCUCAAGAUUAAAUUGUACAAUUCUGGAGAUAACCCUACCCCUACCCACCUGGCUGCCUUACGCCCGCUCUGCGCCCGGAGGAAGUUAACCUUUAUCAAAAUACAUGAUUUUUCUGGCCACUUCUUCCCCGUGACACAGCUGCUCCUUAAUUCUGCUUCAAACUUGACCCAUUUGAAAUACCAUGGCAAAACGUGACCAGAUUUGGGUCGGAACGUCUCCAUAAAGCGGCUCGAGUUGAAGAUAAGCUACGUACAAUCAACGGAUUCUCUGUGUCGCAGAAGUGUGCACGGAGUGAACGGGAUGUUGGAUCAGGUGAAAGACCAUCUUGAAUUCUUGAGCGUACAAAGUCACAUGCCAAUCGGUGAAAUUGAAGAUGUCGAUGUCGAUGCAGACUUUCCACAUCCGGUCCGAAUCCACAUCCCGAAAAUGAAGAAUCUCAAAGAAUUUAGGAAUCAAAUGCUGGAUUUGUUUGAUUGUGGGGAAGAUAUUUGUAUCGGGAGGAUCACCACGUUACAAACGUUACACGUGGCUACAGUCAAGUCAAAUUUGGACCAUUUCUUACGAAAUAUUGAGCAGAAGAAGGAUUUAUUUCGUGGCGUGAAGAAGCUCCAUGUAAGGGAUGUAGUUAACCCGGAAUCGAUUACGGGAUUAAAGGUGGCAUUCCCAAAUUUGGAAAGUUUAUCAAUUGUCCAGUUUAACGUGGAUGGAUUAAUGUCCACCAAGGCUGCCAACGUGGGACGAUGUGUACGACCCUGUAAUUCACUCGGAUUAAAAUAUUUGGAGUUAAUUUCAAUUCAUUGGCAACGGCUGGGAGGAUUUAUGCAAGGGUUUGCAAAUUGCGAGGAAUUAUUGGCGAGUCUCAAAUCUUUGAAAAUACGGUUCGUAAUCUCUCCACGGGUGAAGGAUGACUUGGAUAUGACCGAGCAGAUGAAACAGUGGUUAUUGGGAAUGAAGAGUUUGGAAAAUGUGUAUAUUGCUGGGCUUCGAUUGAAGGACGAAACAUGGGACUGGGUGGAAACCUUCAUUCAAGAGAACAAGCUUCCAAUUGUGUUCGAAGAGGGCGAGGAUGAAAUAUUUUCCUAGUGUAAGGCAACAUUCAUGACAAAAUUGACAAUUUUUUAUUAGCUUGAAACGGGUUAAACCGCCUUUGUUAACAUGUGGCGCAAGUUGACCUAGUGCAACUGCCAAAGCCUCAGAGUUGCGUUAAAUACUGAAUUAAUUAUUUAAAUAAUAAAUAAAUAAGUAAUUUUCGCUCCCAGGAUUCAAUCCAGGAAUCAAUAAAUAAUAAAUAACCAUCAAAUUUUCAAUUUCAGUUAAAUAAUAAA
Folsomia candida is the source of this 1956-nucleotide messenger RNA. RefSeq lists its product as uncharacterized. The coding region runs from base 932 to 1714 and encodes 260 amino acids. NCBI's taxonomy places the organism in Eukaryota, Metazoa, Arthropoda, Collembola, Entomobryomorpha, Isotomidae. The record is from RefSeq and is a predicted model, not a curated record. The transcript is spliced from 5 exons.